GGCUGAGGGGCGGAGAAUGGGGGCUGUGGCGGGCGGCAGCGGCUUGCUGCGAGAGGCGGCCGCGCCAUGGACUGAGUGACACGGGGAGCCUCACGCCGCCACCGCCGGGAGUCGCUUUUCCCGCCCAGCGGCCGCCGGCGGGGGGAGCGGAUCGCAACGCAGCCGGGCCCUGCCCGCUCCUCCCAGAGGUGUGACGGGGGGCGGCGCUUGCCCGGACAUGGACUCGCAGCUCCAGGUGGGCGGCGGCCUGUAAGCAGCGUCCCAGGCCGCGAGAGGCUUGACGCCGACCGCUGGGCGGGGAGGCGAGGGGCCGAGUUAAUAUGGCCACCCCCGCCAAGGGGAAGAGCCUGCGGCCGCUGUACCCGGACACGCUACGGCCACCAACAAUCAACCUUAAUAUGGAAGAUGAGGUACAGUUUGUGACAAUGAGAAAAACCCUGAAAGUCACAAAGCCUCGUUUUGAUGCAUCCCUUGUUUACUUGACCCGAAAAUUCAUGGAUCUUGUCAAAACUGCUCCAGAUGGUGUUCUUGAUUUGAAUGAAGUAGCAACAACUCUGGGGGUACGAAAACGAAGAGUAUAUGACAUCACCAAUGUAUUGGAUGGAAUCCACCUAAUUCAGAAAAGAUCUAAGAAUCUUAUCCAAGGAUCUGAUCUUGAUCAGAUUGCUGGAAAGGCAUCAGAGCAACAAAAGCUUAGAGAUGAACUUUCUGACUUAUCAGCAAUGGAAGAAGCUCUGGAUGAAUUAAUUAAAGACUGUGCUCACCAGUUGUUUGAAUUAACGGAUGACACAGAAAACACAAAACUAGCUUAUGUGACAUAUCAAGAUAUUCAUAGCAUUAAGGCUUUUCAAGAACAGAUUGUUAUGGCAAUCAAAGCUCCAGAAGAAACAAAACUAGAAAUACCAGCUCCUAAAGAAGAUUGUAUAGAAGUACGUAUAAAGAGCACAAAGGGACCCAUUGAUGUAUAUUUAUGUGAAGUGGAGCAAGAUAACCCAGGUGCCAAAACUUUUGAAGAUAUGGAUACACUGACAUCAGAAACUAAAUCCUCAGUACCUCUCGAUGAAGAGUGAGAUCUUCUAAAUCAACUUUAAGGGUGAAGAACCAUUAGAAUGCCGAGUCCUGAGCAGAUUAUCAUGAAUAUCUGCGCUGCAGAAUUCCCUAAGAGAGCCACUUGGAACUAUGAAUAUGCUAAACUAGUAAUACUCUCAAAUGUUUUUCAAACUUAAAAUGGGAAUAAUUCAGUUGUUGAGUGCUUUCACACAAUUAUCUUCAAUUGCUUCAGUCUAAAAGAAGGCAAUUCAAGAAGCCUUUUUUAGGAGCUUUGUUUCUACACUUGUGCGUAAUCUGCAAGUGUUUGGGGAAAAUGGCCUUGUUUUUUACUGUUUUUAUUAAAUAAUUUGAAUGAUAAAAAAUAUGGACAAGAAAUUACUUCAAAAAAUGAAGAUUCUUUAAAGCUAUAUCUGGAACAAAACACCCAAACAUGGUCCUGCAAGAAUGUAGAUAAUAAAGAAAUGCACUUUUAUUUCUGAAGCUGCACUGUCACUAAACAGGAUUGUUAAAUAUAAUAUUAGAAUCAAGAACUGGAGUAUUGGAAGGCUUUUCUUACCCAUAAGGAAUAUAAGACAAGUAAACAUCAUGAAAAAUUGAAGCUAUGCCUUGCACUGUGUGGAUGCUGUUUGCAUCCAACUCGGCAUGUAAUUCUAGUGUGAACGAUGAAGUUAAAGGCAUGGCUUUUGUGUAUAUAUCUGUAUCCUGUUUAGAUAGUCACUGAUGGAGAUUGACAAAAUGAAUUGCACUUCUGCCUUUGUACAGCAAAAACUGAAAUAAACUUGUAAAUAUAAAAAGUGGUCAGUCUAACAGUGUUUAGUUCAGCUUCAUCUUGGCUUUCUCUUUAAACAGUAGAAAUUCAUUAGGUGACAUUUAUGAACAGUAUGAAUCUGUUGUGUAAAAAUGACUCGUAAAUUGACAAGCAUAAUCUAUUGAAACUGGGUCUGUUGAUUAAUCGCAGUUAACUCGUGAUAAACUCUCAAAUUAGUUAUGAUUAAAAAAAAUCACAAUUAAUCGUUUUAAUCGCAUUGUUAAACAAUAGAAUACCAAUUGAAAUUUAUUAAAUAUUUUGGAUGUUUUCUACAUCUUCAUAUAUAUUGUAUUCUAUAUUGUAAUUGAAAUCAAAGUAUAUUAUUUUUUAUUACAAAUAUUUGCACUGUAAAAAUGAUAAACAGAAAUAGUAUUUUUCACUUCACCUCAUACGAGUACUGUAAUGCAAUCUUUGUUGCGAAAGUGCAACUUACAAAUGUAGAUUUUUUUUUUUUUGUACAUAACUGCACUCAAAAACAAAACAAUGUAAAACUUUAGAGGCUACACUCUGUCCCUACUUGUUCAGCCAAUUGCUAAGACAAACAAGUUUGUUUACAUUUACAGGAGAUAAUGGUGCCCUCUUCUUAUUUACAAUGCCAUCAGAAAGUGAGAACAAGUGUUCGCAUGGCCCUUUUGUAGCCAGCAUUGCAAAGUAUUUACGUGCCAAAUAUUCGUAUGCCCCUUCAUGCUUUAGCCACCAUUCCAGAGGACGUUUCCAUGCUGAUGACACUCGUUAAAAAAAUAAUGCAUUAAUUAAAUUUGUGACUGAACUCCUUGGGGGAGAAUUGUAUGUCCCCUGCUCUGUUUUUCCCAUUUCUGCCAUAUAUUUCAUGUUAUAGUAGUUUCGGAUGAUGACUCAGCACAUGUUCGUUUUAAGAUCACUUUCACUGCAGAUUUGACAAAAUCUGAGAUUUCUAAAGAUAGAUACAGCACUCGAUCCAAGGUUUAAGAAUCUGAAGUGCCUUCCAAAAUCUGAGAGGGAUGAGGUGUGGAGCAUGCUUUCAGAAGUCUUAAAAGAGCAACACUCCGAUGCAGAAACUACAGAACCCGAACCAGCAAAAAAGAAAAUCAACCUUCUGCUGGUGACAUCUGACUCAGAUCAUGAAAAUGAACAUGCAUCGGUCCGCACUGCUUUGGAUUGUUAUCGAGCAGAACCCAUCAUCAGCAUGGACGCAUAUCCUCUUUAAUGGUGGCUGAAGCAUGAAGGGACAUAUGAAUCUUUAGUGCAUCUGGCAAGUAAAUAUCUUGCGAUGCCAGCUACAAUAGUGCUAUGAGAAGACCUGUUCUCACUUUCAGGUGACAUUGUAAACAAGAAGCGGGCAGCAUUAUCUGCUGCAAAUGUAAACAAACCUGUUUUUUUUUUGAGUGAUUGGCUGAACAAGAAGUAGGACUGAGUAGACUUGCAGGCUGUAAAAUUUUACAUUGUUUUAUUUUUGAAUGCAGUUUUCUUUGUACAUAAUUCUACACUUGUAAGUUCAACUUUCAUGAUAAAGAGAUCGCACUAAAGUACUUGCAUUAUGUGAACUGAAAAAUACUAUUUCUUUUGUUUUUCACAGUGCAAAUACUUGUAAUCAAAAAUAAAUAUAAAGUGAGUACUGUACACUUUGUAUUCUGUGUUGCACUUGAAAUCAAUAUAUUUGAAAAUGUAGAAAACAUCCAAAAUAUUUAAAUAAAUGGUAUUCUAUUAACAACCGUGCGAUUAAUAGUGUGAUUAAUUUUUUUUUAAUGGCUUGACAGCCCUAAUUGAAACAUUUUAUUGUACAGGCACACUAACGACGUACCAUCUAAUACUGGAAGUUAUUGAGGCAUCUUGACAGUGCUACAUACCCAGUAAUUGAUGUGUAAAUCCAUCAUUAAUGGUUGCUGCAUAUGUCUUGAACUUAACUGUAACGUAGUGCUUCAAAAUAGUAGAGCUGCCUUUUCAUAAUUUUUACCAUGCAAAAAGUUGCCUAAUUUGGAACUGUUCUUUCAGCUGUAGCUGCAGUUUCCCUUUUUUCCCUAAAAUGUUUAACAAGGUACAAAGUGUUUUACACUACUGUCCCUCUGGAAUUAGUUUUCCAAAUGAGUUAGUUCAUCUGGGCUAUCAACAUAAGUGUGGGACUCUCUGUUGUUUUGCUAUAGUAUAGAUUCUGCUUGCAUAUCAAGAUUUUUCUUUAAAAUUAUGCAUGGGCAAAUUAAACUUCCAACUAUGAUACACUUAGGCUAGGUCUAUACUACCCGCCUGAAUCGGCGGGUAGAAAUUGACCUCUCGGGGAUCGAUUUAUCCCGUCCCGUCGGGACGCGACAAUCGAUCCCCGAAUCGGCGCUCUUACUCCACCAGCGGAGGUGGUAGUAAGUGCCGCCGACAGAAAGCCGCAGAAGUUGAUUUUGCCGCCGUCCUCACAACGGGGUAAGUCGGCUGCGAUACGUCGAAUUCAGCUACGCUAUUCACAUAGCUGAAUUUGCGUAUCUUAAAUCUACUCCCCCCUGUAGUGUAGAUGUACCCUUAGUGUAAUCAGUUUCUCAAUUCAGAGGAAGGUCAAAAAUAGAACUAUACCUCUAUCCCGAUAUAACACGAAUUCGGAUAUAACGCGGUAAAGCAGUGCUCCGGGGGGGUGGGGCUGCGCACUCCAGUGGAUCAAAGCAAGUUCGAUAUAACACGGUUUCACCUAUAACAUGGUAAGAUUUUUUUGGCUCCCCAGGACAGCGUUAUAUCGAGGUAGAGGUGUACCACUAUGUUCUAACUGCUGAAAUACUUUCAUGUAGUUCAAGCCAAUGCUAAUUGAAGACUUCAGAUAAUCAGAAAUUUUAAAUACUGAUGUUUUAUACAGCUAUUGUUUAAAACCAGUCAGCAUUCAUUUUGUUAAACAGUAGAGAGUAGCCGACUAAAUAGCUUCAAUGCAACUAAAUGAAGACCCCAAAUUAACCCAACUAUAUAUAGUUCGCCUACUGGACAAAGUAUUAAGCAGACCAGUACUUGUUUCAAGCAGCACUCAGAUGUUUUGUAUGUGAUCUAACAACUUCCAGAUCUAGGGAGAUGCCUUAGUGAAUUCCAAAUGGGACUUCAGCAUUAUUGGGAUCUCAUUAUCUUUCCUACUUUGUCUUCCUUUAGAACAGUGAACUAUACCAUGGGCUUCAAUAGAAGCAUUACUUAGGAUUCAUCUAAGGUUUAGAAAAAAAAUUAAGGUACACUUGCUGGCUUGGUUAUAAUAUGGAUUGGGAAGAAGCUUGUAAAGGGUCCGGAGCAAGCAAGUACUAAAUGAGGCAAGAAAUCCUAAAGCAUCUGUGAGUAGAAAGAUCAUUAUGUCAGUUUGGAGGAAGACAUGCGUUCUAGAGAAGUUGAUCAGUAGACCUUAGAUUAAAUUGUUUGAGAUGCAAGACCUCAGUGAUGAUGACUGGCAAAACAUCUCUCCCUCUAGGUGGCAGACUUGUUUGCUUUUGGACGGAAUAAGCAGUAAUUUAAUUAGCCUUUUCUAGGAUCAUUUCAACAGUUUGAACAAUAGACUGUUUACUGUGAAAUAAACACUUAAGAUUUUAUUAGCAGAAGAGUGAGGUAACCUACAUUUUGUGCAUUAGGAUAGGGUCUUGAACUGGAGCUGUGCAGUCAUGUAACUUGGAAUAAUGAGCUGUAGCAUUUAUUAAAGGGACACCAUUUAAAAUACACUUGUCAAUAUUUUUACCUGUUACAAGUAACAUUGAAGAUCACUAUUAAAGGGAGGUUUAGGAAGUUUUUUUUCUUUUUGUCAUGCAUUUAACAGCAUUUUGUAGAUAGUUUCCUUUUUUCACCUUUUAAUGUGGGUUUUUCACACAGCAACAGAUAGAAGAAAAACAUUUAAACAUAAGAAAAUGUGGUAAAAUGACAAAAUUGUGAGGGAAGCCUGGGGCCAGAUGUAAAUAUUAAAAUACUCUUAAUUUGUUUUUACAAUGGAUUAGACUUGUCCCUGUAUACUGACUUUAAUAAUGCAUAUUAAAUUUUUAAAAAUAAUGUGCACUCUACCCUCUAUUGGUGGUUAAACAGUACCUUUUUGUUACUUGAAUCUUUGUAACAUUAUCUAGUUGUGCUAAUGGAAGACCUUAACCUAUUGCAGAUGAUCAUGGAGGUAAUUAGCUAGCUGAAUAAGUUUAGACUUGACAGUGCAGGAAUAGAUGUUGAAUUAUGCUCAUCUUGAGUAUUAGAAACUCUCAUAAAAGGUAAAUGUGAUGGGAUACCUUAAUAGAGGAGAUAAGACUUUACUCCCGUGAGUAUGUAUAAUACAGUGCAUCUAUUUGAUUUUUGUGUGUGUGUAAAGUGGUUAUUGAAAUUACUUUAGUCUUUUUAUAUAAAAAUAAACCAUUUUGCAACAUG
Molecule: messenger RNA, 6181 nt
Organism: Malaclemys terrapin pileata
Lineage: Eukaryota; Metazoa; Chordata; Testudines; Emydidae
Gene: E2F6
Product: E2F transcription factor 6
Exons: 7
Coding region: 321-1070 (249 amino acids)
Biological process (GO): regulation of transcription by RNA polymerase II
Cellular component (GO): RNA polymerase II transcription regulator complex
Molecular function (GO): protein dimerization activity; DNA-binding transcription factor activity, RNA polymerase II-specific; RNA polymerase II cis-regulatory region sequence-specific DNA binding
Source: RefSeq, a predicted model, not a curated record